Molecule: messenger RNA, 6337 nt
Organism: Phyllotreta striolata
Lineage: Eukaryota; Metazoa; Arthropoda; Insecta; Coleoptera; Chrysomelidae
Source: the annotation of a GenBank genome assembly
CUUAAUAUCUUGAGAACAAAAUUUGUAAAAAUAACAUAACUUUUUUAAGUAGUACUAUAAUCUAAUUGCUUAUUAAAACAUUAUAAUUUUCUAUUUCCAAGAACUUUUUAUAAAGAAUACAAUAAAAAUCCAAACCUAAUUCUUAUAAACUUUGCAUCUUUACAUUAUAUACACAAAAUGCAAACGAAUAAUUAAAUUUUCGCGGGAAAAUCUCGGCGAUUUAAGCCUCCCUCGAUCGUACCCGAAGAACCUCAAACACAACACCCCAAAUCGAAAUCCCCCCACCGUCUCCCCCCCCCCCCAACCGGACGCCACCGAUCGCUUCAUUCAACUUUCCCGGUUUCCCCUUCUCGCGCUCCCCCACCGCUCGCCCAAACCACGCCCCCCACACCUCGCUCGAACCUCUCCCUACUGGUCGCCCGGCCCGACCAAUCGAAUCCCUCGACACUCUCCGUCGAGAGGGUCUCUUUUUAUAGGGCAAAGACAUCUAGAAGUCCGUCUAUCGCACGAAGCGCGUCCUAACCUCACAAAAAAUAAAAACCCAACAACAAGCGACGGUUCGCGAGUGCUCCUUUUCCAGUGAUCGGUGUUUGUGCAUCGGUGAAAAUCGUCGAGGAUUUCCAAUUUCCACGAUCGGUUUUGCUAGUCGAAAUCGAUAGUUCUGCUGGUUACAGAAUUUGUAUCAAAAAGAUCGAGACCCGAGCGAAGAAUUUUCUGUGGGGGUGUGCUAUAAGGGUGCAGCGUCCAGUGUUUGGUUAAACCACCAUCAGAUCUCAGCACUACGACAAUCUUCAGCAAGCAGACAGCCAAAAGCAACCGCUAAAAGACACCACCAACACCCCGAACAAAUUGAAGCUCGAAGACAACAACAAUCAAGAACCCGAAUCGACCCAACAAGACAACGAACCGACGAACAACGGCAACAACAACAACAACAACGACAACAACCAGCACCAGCAGCAGGCCAGCAGAUCGCUCCAGUGCCUGGAAACGCUCGCCCAAAAAGCAGGAAUCCACGAUAUCACGCCCGACGAUUGCAAAUACGAUGUGGCCAAUACGCUCUUAAAUUUGGACAGAGGACACGAGUUUAUCAAGCAGAACGUCGACAGUACAGGUCACCUCACGAUAACCAUGAGCGACAUCAACAAGCAACAAAUGGACGCUAACGCUCAAGCGCAAGCCCAAGCCCAAGCUCAAGCACAGGCUCAAGUGCAGGCACAAGCGCAAGCCCAAGCCCAAGCGCAGGCCGUCCAACAGCAACAGAUGCAACAGGUAGCUUUGCAGCAACAGGAGCAACAGCAACAGCAGCAACAACAACAACAACAACAGCAGCAAGCUUUAGUUCCGGCCCAAAGCCCUCAUCUCCAACAAGUCACCGUCGGAUCUUCGGGAGGUCAAUGUACAGUUACAUCGAUGGGCCCGCCGCAGCACACGGUCUCGAUGCACCAGCAAGUCGCCCAACAGAACCAAGUCCUUCAAACGCAAGGCGCCCAAGUGCUGGCGGCCGCCCAGCAAAGCGGCAGCACCACCAUCACCACGAUGUCGCCUUUGCAACAAAGCCAGGCGGCGCACCAGCAACAGAUCAGCGCCGAUUGGAGCCACGGCAGGGCCGUCCAGGUCAUCCAGCAACCCAUCCAGAACCCCACCUACCUUCAGCAGCUCUACAACGGCCAGGGACAGCUGUUGAUGCCCGGCAACAUCGGCAACAUCGCCCUGCAUCCGAGCAUCAAUCCGCAGAUCCAGGUGAUAGCGAAGCCCUUCCAGGGCAACCAGCUGGCGCCUCAUAUGAUAGCGCAGGGCAAGCAGGUGAUCCAGGGCGGGCAGCAGGCGACGUUUCCCGGUUACACGACGCUGCCGACGAUUCCCACUACGCAGAACCAGCAGACGUUGGUGUUUAGUCAGUUGGGCGUCAUCAGUUCGCAGCCCAACAUAUUGCCCAAUCAUUCGCAGGGGAACGGGCAGGUGGCGCAGCAGAAACAGCAGGAUAUGCACAAGGUAAUGGGAGCUCAAAAAGUGCAAAUGCAAAAAGUGGCUAGUAGUACUGGCGCAGUUGCUCAAACACAACAGCCGGGACAAUGCGUUCAAGUUUCUCAGGCCAUGAUCGGCUCACAGCCGACGGCUCAAAUUAUCAGUCCGAUCCAACCUGGUGGUCAGCCCAUGCAGUUCGCCCCAUGGCAAUUCGCAGCGAACGGUCUCCAACAGGUCUGGACCACCACCAAUGGUCUUCAAUCGCAAGCCCUGCAACUCGCCCCCAAUCAGAUUUUCAUCAGGGGUACUCAAGCUGACGGUACGCCCGGCAUGUUCAUCCAACAGAAUCCCCAAACUGCUACUAUCCAAACCCAGCAAAACCAAACUAUUGCUACACCUGGAACCGUCCAACAGAUGGCCAAACCUCGACCUGCUAAUGAAAAUAUCCAGCCGAAGCAGCAAGCGAAUAGGCCUUUGAAUAUUCUUCCUUCGAAUACCGGUAACUUGAGACCAGCCAGUUCGGCUGUUUCGACUCAAACGAUCGGCGCUCAAACACCUGCUUCGAUGGGUGGUAAACCUGUAGCGAAAAUUCGCACGAAAGCCCCACAAAUCCGAACAUCACCGGCUCCCAAAGCCGACGCCGCAAAUCAAACCCAAAUCAAACCCUACCCAAACAUAUCUCAACAGCAACACAUGAACAAAAUGCUCGUGCUGAAUCCCAACGGUAUAGCCACCUCCGUGACGCCGGGCUCCCCCAUGACCGCCGAGAAGGCCCAACAGCUGGCCAAUCAGAACAAGGCGCAGCAAAACGCCCAACAGAACGCCCAGCAGGCCCAGCAGGCGGCCGUCAUGCAGCAGCAGAUCCAACAACAGCAGGCCGCCAUACAGCAGUACCAGCUGCAGCAGCAGCAGAACCAGGCGCAAUCGCAGCAGGGCCAGCAGGCGCAGCACAUACAGCCCAAACCCAUGAUGAUUCAAACGAUACCGACCAUUCCCGGACAACAAAUGGCGAUGGCAGGAGAUAGACCGAUCAUGCCGGUGGUGUCGAUGUCUGCGCAGGCGAACGCCCAGCAGGUGCAGCAACUCCAACAGCAGAAUCUCGGCGCUUUGCAGCAGGGGAUGCAAUUGCAAUCGAAUCUCGCCGUCACUCAGCAACCCAUGCAGAUGAACAUGCAGCAAUUGCAGCAAUUGCAGCAAAUGGCCCCGCCGGGUACCAUAAUAGGACAAAUUCAAACGACCGGAACCCAACCGUCGGCCAUUUCUCAAGUGACCGGCGCCGCCCACAUACAACACAUCCAAGCGAGCGGGCCCCAUCACAUAGCCAUCGCGCAGGCGCAGGCCCAGCAAGUACCGUUACCGCCCUCCGUACCGGCCGUUCCGAAGGAUUUGAACGAGUCGAGCGGUACCGAUGCGACGGUACCCAACGGUGGUAUGAGUCUCGACGGCAAUAAGGACGGUUCCACCGCCACCUCGACGCAAUCGGAGCCGAAGGAAGGCCCGCCGACGGGCGAAGCCAAACCCAUCCAGAACGGCGUGGAGGCGUCGAUGGGGGGCCAGCCGGCGCCGAUGCCGGGCACCGUCCCGUCCGCCCAGCCGAGCACCAACGCGUCGGACGGCAUCCUGCCGGUCGCCGUGACCGCCGAAGAGGUGAAGGAGCGCUGUCCGCCCAAGGCGAUGGUCAAGCCGCAGGUGUUGACCCACGUCAUCGAGGAUUUCGUCAUACAGGAGUCGUCGGAGCCGUUUCCGGUGCACCGGACCGGUCUGGACGAUUUGAAACCGACGCAAUCGUCGAUCGAUAAGGACCAGGACGAGCCGCCCAGAAAGAAACGCGCCUCGUCGCCGGUGAGCACGAGCCUCAAAAGCGACAUGGCCAAAUGCGAAGCCUGCGGAAUGGUCGAUCUCAAGGCGAAGUUCAAGAAGAACAAGCGAUUCUGUUCGGUGCAGUGCUCGAAAAGCGGAAAGCACAAAGACGACAAGAAAAAAUGGGAUAAAGAUGGCAUGGAGGUCGAUUCGGAGUCUGGAGCUUCGGGUGCUGAAAACAGCCUCGGUCCCAACGUUGCCGAUGAUGAUGCCGCUAAAAUGGAUCCAAUUAAAUGGAGUGUGCAAGAAGUGUUCGAUUUUAUCAAAAAACUGCCGGGUUGCUCGGAGUACGCGGAGGACUUUUUGCGCGAGGAGAUCGACGGGCAGGCGUUGAUGUUGUUGAAAGAGGAUCAUUUGAUGACGGCGAUGGCGAUGAAAUUGGGACCGGCGUUGAAGUUGGUGGCGAAAAUCGACGAGAUUCGAAUCGACAAGGAGCCGCCCAAGCAAACGUAGAGUUUAGAGUACGAUUUUUUAGUUUAAUUUUUUUUUUUUUUUCUCGUCGAACAAGUUGUCGUUUUUCGCGGUCGAAGAUGGAGCGUUUUCUUUGGUAGAUUUGGUUUCGCGUUUUUUGAGGAAAACUAUAAAUAUUGUAAAUAUUUUUUUUCUGUGGUAAAGAAAUUGAAAGGUUAAAACAUUGUUUCAUCCGCGAAAAACGUUUAUUUUUGUAAGUAGGUUUAUUUUAUUUAUUCGAUUUAAAGACUGCUGCUAAGAAUCUAAAAAUAUUUGAUAAGUACCGGUGGUAAUUGUUUUAAACAAAAAAUCGUAAGGUUGACAGGAAUGUUUCAGUUACUGAAGGGCAAUCAUUUACUUUUGAAUGCUAAUUUUGGGUAAAAAAUUCUCACUUAAUUAUCUCUAUAAUUAAACAAUCGGAAUUUUAUACGAAAUGUUGUGUUAAGUAAAUAAUUCCUCGUUGCAUUCGCUGAUAUGAUAUGUAACUUAGUACAUAAUCUAGAAUUCGAUUAUAUUUGUGUGAUCUCACUAUACUGUUUCUUAUUCUUGCAUAUUGGCCACUUUUUUAUACACUUAAAUUCAUAGUCAAAAUCGACAAUGGACAGCCAAUGAAUUAUGUUAAUACAAUGUAAAUAUUUGUAAAUGAUGUAUGUUAAAGCGGUUACUUAUUAUUUUUUUGUUUAGUUUGUACAGAGAGAAACGUAAGUUUUAUAUUAGCGAAUAUAUUUGAUUUGAUCAAAGUAUUUCAACAAAGUGAAAAAAUGGCGAAAAGAAGUACAUCGGACGCUUUUAUACAAAAUUGGAACGUAUUUAUUUGUGCAAUGUUCUAUUUUCCAAAAUGUAUAAGUUUAUAAUGUAGGUUAAGUUAAUAUUUGUUACUAUACUGCCACUAAUGAUAAUAAAUUUGUAAUUUGUACCAUUCAAACGUAUUUAUUUAAUUCCUCCUUUUAAACAGUUUCUUGAUUGUUAAAUUUAAAAAUUUCUUAGUCUUCUGAGCGUUAAUAGAAAACAUUUCUAGGAAUUGCUAAGUAAAUUUCAAUUAAAAUUUUAUUAGAAAUACAGAAAAUUAUACAAAACAAAAAAUAAUCUUUACCAGCUAAUUGUUUGCCGUUUACUCGUAGUAUCUUCCCUUUCCAUUUCGUAUUCAAUCUCGACCCUGGGUUUGCCUCCUUUUUUGGCCGAUCCGAAUUUGUCAUCUUUCUUUGAUUUCUUCGAAGAACUAGGCGCUAUCUCUUCUAUGUCGGAUUCGUCUGAUGUUUCGAAACUGCUAUCCAAGUCAACUUCCUCUAGAUUUCCACUAUCACUUUCAUCGUCCGAUUCGCCCACAACAAACUCAGGUCCAUCGGUUUCCAUCUCCAGUUCCCGUUCGACUUCCUCCUCGGAUUCCAGUUCUUUCUCUUGCUCGGCGUCGUCGAAGGUCUGAGGAGAAAUGUUGUACAAAUCUUUGUAGACGCCUUGUUUGAGUCUGUCUAGCAGGGUCUUCUCGACGCCCUUUUCUAUUCUCGCCGCUACGAGUGCCUUUUCUUCCCUUCUUCGCUCCCUUCUCUCUAUCUUGUUCUGUAUGGGGACGAUGAGUUUCUGCCGCCUCAGCUUCAAUUUCCUCAUUCGUAUUAGAUAUUGGGUGAUUUUCACGAACCUCUGCUUGCAUUUCGAUUUUAUGAAGCCGGACCAAUAGAGCAGGUUUUCGUUGAUUUGGUGUAUGGCUUUCUCGAAGUUCCUGGACAGUUUUAUCUUCUCCCACGUUUUCCUGGGGAACGCAGACCGUUCUGCGGUUUUCAUGAACAAGUAUAUUAUCCCAUUUUCCUCACGUACUGUCGCGUAUUGACUGUUCGCCAACGGGCAGGAGGAUCUGUUGCAGAGACCAGUUAAGUUGUAUUCGUUUCUACAGAACUUUUGGCCUUUUACUUGAGACUUGUAAGAGCAGAACGACUUGUUGAUUAUGCUCCAAGUUACGUCGUCGUCUUGCAUUUUGAAUUAAAUUCAACUAAAAUAAAAUGAACAUUCAACAAGCACUGCUUUUCACGUUGUUUUUUGAACCUAACCUUAAAUAAUUAAUGAU